This is a messenger RNA of Antechinus flavipes (yellow-footed antechinus), 2229 nucleotides long. It is a transcript of the gene C6H11orf68, whose product is annotated as chromosome 6 C11orf68 homolog. Bases 265 to 1119 code for a protein of 284 amino acids. NCBI's taxonomy places the organism in Eukaryota, Metazoa, Chordata, Mammalia, Dasyuromorphia, Dasyuridae. The transcript has 2 exons. The record is from RefSeq and is a predicted model, not a curated record.
CUUCCUCCUAUAGAUAGACCCGUGGAGAAUGACGACAUUCGCUCCGCCUUCCUGUUGAUGGAGGAACGCCUACAACGGCCCCGCCCCCCGUGCGUUCAAGCCGGGCGCCUCCGCGAUGAGACCUCGCUUCCCAUUGGUCGCGUCCUCUGCCACGUCCGGGUAAGUCCCGCCUCCCCGACCCUCUCACUCCCUCUGUUCUGGCUGUCUCCGACCGCGGUCGGCGGUUGCCGAUAAAGUUGUUGUUGAGGCGGCAGGCGGCCCAAGAUGGCGGCGGCCGUGGGGUGGGCGGAGCGGAGGGCCCGCGGCGGAGAGGAGCCCCGGAGAGAGCGAGGGCCAGGUCGCGUUGGCACGGAGAGAAGCGAGAGGCGGAGGAUCGAGCUGCCGGAGGAAGAGAUCCCCCACGGGAGCCAGGAGGAUGGCUUCACGGCGGAGCACCUGGCUGCGGAGGCUAUGGCAGCCGACAUGGACCCCUGGCUGGUCUUCGAUGCCCGCAGCACCCCUCCUUGUGAGCUGGACUCCUGGCUGGCCGCCUACCCUCCUUCCCGAGUCUCCCGCUACGGGGGCCCCAGCGCCCCGAACCCCAAGCCCGUGGGCUGGAUCGCGGUCUACGGGCCUGAUUUCUCCCCUGGAGCCGGGGACGUCCAGGGACUCCAGGGGGCCUGGGAAGCCCUGCAGGCCAGCGGGCGGCCCGUCACUCCGGCCAUCCUGCGGGAGCUGGCCCUGACCCACCAGGUCCUGACCGGGAAGUGGCUGAUGCACCUGAGCCCGGGCUUCAAGCUGGACCACGCGUGGGCCGGCAUCGCCAGGGCCGUGGUGGAGGGGAAGCUGCAGGUGGCCAAGGUGAGCCCCCGAGCCCAGGAGGAGGAACGCCAGGUCAUCUGCGUCUACACGGAAGAUUUCACGGACCAGGAGGGAGUGCUGAAGGCUGACGCUGCCAUCCGGGCCGCCGGGGUCAAGUGCCCGCUGACCUACAAGCCGGAUGUCUACACCUACCUGGGAAUCUACCGGGCCAACCGCUGGCACCUGUGUCCCACCCUCUACGAGAGCAGCUACCACCUCGAGAGCAACCCCCAUUGCUCCCGAGUCCUGGACCGGCUCAACAACACAGCCCUGACUUAGCUGGGGUGGGAGCCCAGACACCCGGGGGUGGGGAGGGCGCAGACAAUCAUUCUGGCCGGCCUUCCAGGGGAUGGACUUCGGGGCUGAGACCUGGCCCUCUGCUCGGCCCCCACCCCCUUAAGGGCUGCCCGCCUUCCGGCCUUUGGGGACCAGCCUCCUCGGGCCUCAGGAAAGGGAAAGGGCACAGUUGCCACUCUGCAAGGGAGAGGAGGUGGGGCCGUGGCCCAUUCCCAUCUCCCUUCCCCCUUGUGACCUAGUUAAUGGAGGGAGAAAGGGACCCUCUUCCUGGAGCUCAGGUUGCUGGCCCAGAGCCUCGGCUGGGUUCCCUCCCCUGCUUAGAGCUGCUCCGCCCCCAUCCCUGGCUGGCACCCAAGAGUUGGUGGAGUGUUGCAUCCCGGGAAUCGUAGCCCUGACCGUGGACUGGGCCACCGGCAAGGGCCUGGAGAAGGUGCCUGCUGCUCCCUGCUCUGAUUGCAAUUCCCCGGGCCCCUCUCCCACUCCUCUCAUUGCUUCAACAAAGCAGCCCCUCCCCUCCCGGUCCUCUGGUUUACAGAUUUAGGUGUCAGUUGCUCAGGUCAGAUGUGACGAGCAAUGGUGUCAGGAGGCCUUCUGGGACUGAGGAAGUGAAGGGCUAGCCUCGGACCAAGAUUGGGGAGCCUCAGGCUUGACCACGCGCUUCUGCUUCAUUCGCCUCCCUGGCUCCCAUCACCUCCAGGAGCAGAUUGACUGCUCCCUCCGGCAUGACGGCCCUCCCCAGCCUGCUCCCUUCCUCCCUUCCCGGACUUCUGACACUAUCCCCCCGGACCCCCAUGACCCGGGUAGCACGGCCUGGCUGUAGUUGCCCGGGCGGUACCAUCUCCGGACUCCGGGCCGGGCCCCCAGCCCGGAGCGCUCGUUCUCUUCCGCUCGGCCUCCUGCCUUCCCUGGCACCUUCACUGCCUUCCUUCUCCUCACACUGUACAUAUUUUGUGUCUCUAGUUAUUAACAUGUUGUCUCUUCCAUUAGAAUGUGCGCCCCCGAGGCAAGGGAUUUUUUGCUUUCCUUUGUACCCACAGCACUUAGCCCAGUGCCUGGUGCCUAGUGAGCCCUGAAUAAAUGCUUGUUGACUGA